AUGUCCCAAGACUCCAUUGUAGAAAAGGCACGAAUCUUGGCAGCGAAGGCCAACGAUCACAAGACGUUAGAGUCAGACAAGCUUACCAAUCUAAGGCUAGGGGUGCUGGCCGAACUCGACCAAUUAGAAAAGAAGGGCCGUCCAACAGUUGAAGAAUUAGUAUCGUCAUCAGAUGUGGAAACAAUGACUCAGUUACUUUGUACCAGAGCAGAACUGUUAAUGUCGCUGCAAGAGCCAGAGAAAACAAAGAAAGAUCUUCUUUGGUUGCAGGAUCUGGUCAAGUUGGCAGCCACAAAUCGUCAAAAACUCAAUUCCAUGUACAAACACGGAGAGGCACUCGUUGCUCAAAACAAGGGGGAAGAAGCUCAAGAAUUGGCUAUGAAAAUUGAUGAAUAUAAAGCAAAGAACAAUACAGUGCCAAUGCCGCAGCUGAGUUUCGACGUCUGUAUCAUGCUGGGGGAAGCUGAAGAAACGAUGGAAAAUUGGGAAGCUGCCAAGUUGGUCUACUCGGCAAUGUUACAGAAAUCGGAUGAGGGUCCUAUUAUGACCCCUCUCAACAACUUGAGAUGUUAG
This is a messenger RNA of Cylindrotheca closterium, 573 nucleotides long. Lineage: Eukaryota; Bacillariophyta; Bacillariophyceae; Bacillariales; Bacillariaceae. The record is from the annotation of a GenBank genome assembly.